Messenger RNA from Nerophis lumbriciformis (worm pipefish), 2148 nucleotides. It is a transcript of the gene aurkb, whose product is annotated as aurora kinase B. Gene Ontology annotation, biological process: protein phosphorylation. NCBI's taxonomy places the organism in Eukaryota, Metazoa, Chordata, Actinopteri, Syngnathiformes, Syngnathidae. The record is from RefSeq and is a predicted model, not a curated record. Gene Ontology annotation, molecular function: protein kinase activity; protein binding; ATP binding.
UUUGACCACGACUGUAAGUCCUGCAAAUGUGAAAUGAAACCAUGGAGGCAUGGCGGAGAUAUUUAUAAAACAAUCUUGCCUUCGUACGUCCUCCGAACGUUUUUACUCAAUGAGCUUUGUGCAAAUUCGCCAUUGUAGUCUGACUUUGUACUCAGUAAGUUCCUUCUUUUUCCUCUAUUCUCUUGUUGUGGGGCAGACUGGCUUGUAGAUGCACAUGCAUCCUCCGCUGUUGCCAUUUCUAAUACAAAGUAGCGUAUAGUUCUAACUUAUGCCUGUCAGUAGACACGCUAUAAAAACUACAACAUGGCUGACGGGGAGAAGACACAGUCGAAGUGGAGGCACGUAAAUAAGAGUGUCCACAAAGCGAUCUGAAAGCGGCUCGAAUAUUGUCUUUAAAACGUAAUCUAUGCAACAAUUGAACCAAAUAACCACCAUUACUUUUUAUGGAGACUACAAGGAAGUCUUUUAAAUGUAGAAAAACAAAAUACAAUAUGAUUCCUUUUUAUGGUGUCACUGCUGGCGUUAACAUACUUUUUUUGUCUUUUUACGCAUUAAAAUCAGAAAGGACGUCCCGGGGACGAGGAAUUUUAUUUUUUUACCGACCCUGCCUUCUCCGCGGUUUUAUUGGUCGUCUUCAAAGUAAUGAACUUUCCGGUACAAUUUCUUAAAUUUUGAUUCGCCGAAAGGUUUAUAAAUCACAAAUACUGCCUCAGGUUGCAUUUGGACAACUCGGACAAAAGAAAGACUUCAUGGUAAACACUAAGACGACGUCCCGUAUUCUGUGGGCCCUCCUCCGCCAGUAUCUAGGUUGUGGACUUCGGUGCUUACGCUUGCGCGGUUUGCUCCUCUCCGUCCGAGGAGGGACGUUCCUCUCCGAAGCUUGGCUCAAAGCUUUGUCCACCAGGUGCCCUCGUCUGGGCAGGCUCUACCUUCUGCACGCAGACCUGAGAAGCCUGCCCAGUUGCCAGCUCCUGCCUCCGUCCCUAAAAGUGCUGGAGUUGCGAGGCUGCGAGCUGCCUCAUGGAUUCUUCAACCAGGACCUUCCCACGCUGUCCCCAGCGUGCGCUGGAGCCACCUCCAGUGCCAAACAGAAGGAACGUCCCGCCCCGUCAGGGAUUUCUAUCGAAUCCUUAAUCCUUAAUAACGUCCCUUCCUUUAAAGACCAUCACCUGCAGAGUCUGACGUCGUGGCAGAGGCUCAGCCGUCUGGAGUUGUGCGACACGUUUCGUGUGACCGCCAACGGGCUCAGGAGCUGUGCCGCCAAGGACGGGACCUGCGGCGUGGAAGGGCUAUUCCGGCUGAAGUCUCUGGAAAUAAGCAUCACGAUACGGCAGGGCUACCAGCUGCAAAUGGCUUCCUUCGGACUCGGGGCGGGAUGGCUGGGACUGGAGGAGCUUAGCCUGGGCGGAAAGGAGGUGGCACACGGCUUGCUCUGCGUUAGCCGCCUGAAGGACCUGAAGCGCCUCUACCUGAAGGCCUGCACCAUCAGAGAGAUGCAGAUUGUGCGGAGCUGCAGAAUGCUGCGUGACCUGGCCGGGCUCCACAGGCUGGAGUUUUUGGACGUGGUCUUUCAGCUGCGGCUGUGCCCCCCCGAGGGAGAGGGCGAGGAGGAGCAGGAGGGAGAGGGAAUGCCUGCCGGCGGAGACAACGUCAACAGCGAGGGCAAACCAGAUGAACCGAUUUCUAAACUGCAUCGCACCUUGGCCGUCCUGCUGCCGUGCUGCACGCUCACUUACAGCAAUUGCUCGGUUCGGUACAAUGAACCCUGAGUGAAUGCAUCCUCCAUGACAGCACGACACCACCAGCCAAAGUUUUUACACAAAGCAAAUGUUUGAUUUGAUCUUCCAGUAUUGGCUACCUGGAAAACACAGGUACCACAUUAUUAGCAACACUUACAUAAGAAAUGGGAACAUUAGUUGACUUAACAUACUUCCUACUGUCAUGGACAUGUUUGUUGAUCUAUGCCUAUUUUAACUCAGGUGUAUUUUUUGGGCUGACUGAACAACUUGACAUUUUUUAUAUACAAUACAGUCUGUGACACUUUUAAAUGACAGGCAUUUCUUCUUUUUUUGUCAACAUUCAUUGUAGACAUGCAAACUAUAUAAAUAAUGCAAGAAAUGUUGAUUGUAAAUAUACUGUCUACAAUAA